AUGUAAAAAAUAGCUCUCUUAGCUUUGGUUCUUGCUGUGACUGCUGCAAAGUUCAUAGAUACCCAUACCACAUUAGCUUAAAUCAACGCUGACCCAUUCGGACACGUUGUCUUGAGUGCCAUCAAGGCUCACCUCUAAGCCUCUACACCUGCCAAUGAAGUUAAUAUGUUAUUGAAUGGUGUUGGUGCUGGACUCGUUUAAGACUAAAAUGACCACGACCACGCAUUUGAACUUGACACCACAACCAACAACAGAAUCGUUGAAGAUUUGGAGAAGGAAAUCUUGUAUCACUAAAACUAAAUCUCCUCAAAUACUCAAUUGAGAGAUGACACUAUCGAAGCACUUGCCGUCUCUGAAGAAGAUAUCAGAGUCACAAUCUCAGAUAUUGCUAACAACGAAGCUACCUAUGCUAGAGAGGAAGCCACCAGAAAUCAAUAACACGAAACCUUCGUUGCCAAGGUUGCUGCCAUUGAUGAUGUUAUUGACGCUAUUUCGAUGAAGCUUGCUAAACUCAUCUAACACCUCAGUCUCGGAGCAUCAUUUGCCUAACUCAAGUCCAAAUAUGAUGUCCUCCACAAGAAGCUCUCAGAUAACACUUCCCACACUGCCUUGUUACAACCAGUUAUCACUGCUCUUACCGAAUUAGCCACCCACGGAGUCAACCAAAAAGCUUUGACCAAGAUUGCUUAAUUAUUGAGCGAAAUCAGAUAAUAAUUAGUCUCAGAGAAGGCUGCCAAGACAGACGUCGAGGAUAGAUAAGCUGCUCAUUGGGCUGAAUUCAGCGUUCACUUGAGUAACGAACACACCAGAUUGGUUGAAAGAAAAGCUUAAUUGGAAGUCUAAAUCUAAGAAUAAAAGGACACCAUUGAAGAUGCUUAAUCAUGGAUCGAAUUCCACACUCUUGAAUUAGAAAACAGCGAAGAAAGACUUGCUGGAUAAUAAGCUUGGUAUGCAGUCUAAUCAGAAAUCUAUGAAACCUAAACUGCUGAAAGAACUGCCUAAUAAGAAAUUGUUGACAGACUCUAAGAGCACAUUAGUGAGAAGUUAUCCACCACUGCUCAAUUCAUCGCCAGCAGAAAUUGAUUUGAUUAUCAUAACAUAAAUAAAUAUUGGAUAACCUACAAUGUUAAUUA
This is a messenger RNA of Paramecium tetraurelia, 1133 nucleotides long. RefSeq lists its product as uncharacterized. The record is from RefSeq and is a predicted model, not a curated record. Lineage: Eukaryota; Ciliophora; Oligohymenophorea; Peniculida; Parameciidae. The transcript is spliced from 5 exons.